This is a messenger RNA of Hypoxylon trugodes, 3294 nucleotides long. RefSeq names its product HET-domain-containing protein. The record is from RefSeq and is a predicted model, not a curated record. The transcript has a single exon. NCBI's taxonomy places the organism in Eukaryota, Fungi, Ascomycota, Sordariomycetes, Xylariales, Hypoxylaceae. The coding region runs from base 409 to 2736 and encodes 775 amino acids.
CUUAAAUAUGGGCCUCCAUUUCCGCUUUUGGAACUUGGCAUCGUGGCCCGGGCCGCUCUGAGCAAGGGUAUUAGGUAGUGAAACAGAGUAUAAAGCGAACUAGCCGUGCUUAUUCAUACUUAUUCGUUUUAUGCUGGUGGUACUAAUUGAAAAUCGGUUAUGUAAGUCUAUUAAGGUAUAGCGACAAGUAGGAUCUAAUCUAGUAAGGAUACAGUAGGGAUUAAAACGAUUAAGGGGUUAAGAAAUCUGGAAAUAGGUACUAAAUAUAGAUAGUAUUCCAAACGCAGCGUAGCAUCUCCAUUGCUUCCCAUUACUUAAUGCUUUAUAUCCGCGGAUAGUCUCAAUCAUGAAAACUCGUCGAAUUUACUAUCUACCCUUACGAUUCUCGCGAGUCUCGAGACGGGAAAAAUGGGGCAAAAAUUACGCUACAACCCCCUUCUUAAUGAGGAUAUUCGAGUUAUUAAGCUGCUUACACAAGUAGAUGAUCCAACUCAUGCAGACGGGCCUGUACACUGCCAAAUCGUGCAUGUCUCACUCCAUGAUUCUCAUCGAAUUGACGGCUCCAAGACUGCGGUAAAAGGAUCCAAUGGUGUCUGGCCCGUGACGGUGGUUGAUGCCGACGGUGAAUCCAGAGCAUCACAGCCAGUGAGCUACAACGCGCUAUUUGAAACUGGCUUAGCGGAACGCGUCAUCCCGUUUGCUCGCCAUCCUGAAACGCGGUACUUUGAGAGACCCAACUUUCUAAAAAGCAAACCAAAGACCAAGUCUAAGCAUAUUGCACCAGCAUGGGACUCAAGCGAAGAUCCAGAGGCCGACCUGCCUUGGCGAUAUACGUGGGGUGAUUUUGUCGCUUUAUCUUACGUCUGGGGAGAUCAAUCUAUCAGAAAGGAAAUCUAUGUUGAUGGUGUCCCCGUCUCGGUAACGGCUAGCCUUGAGUCGGCCUUACGAGAACUGCGAAAUCAUAUGCGUAUCCAGCAGGGGUUUUACGUUUGGGUCGAUGCGUUAUGCAUUAACCAAGAAGAUCUCGAUGAGCGUUCCGCUCAGGUGGGGCGAAUGAAGGAAAUUUACCAUACUGCAUGGCACGUCGUCAUAUGGCUUGGACCCGAAGCCAAUCGCAGCGACCUGGCGAUGCUGGCGCUUCGAUAUAUGAGUGUUGAAUCGGAACGGGGAGAUGUACUAUCUAAACUGUACAAACGAGUCGAAUUUUACGUUGUUCGGUUGCCGUUUAUGCAAUGGAAGCAUGAACAUACAGCCCUGCAAAUACGGAAAGGUGCGCUCAAUGCCAUCCAUCAUCUCCUUUCUAGACCAUACUGGCGCAGACUCUGGAUUAUCCAAGAAGUCGUUCUAGGGUCUAGGAACUCGCCUGUGCUAUGUGGUAGUAGUUCUAUCCUGAUUAGAGACAUUUUUCGUUCGCUGCGGAUCAUGGAAGCGGAUGGUGAUGCUCUAGGCCAAUACAUCAUUAUGUCUGCCCGAGGGGCAGACAUCCUUACACGGAAAUGGAGUUUUAAAGAAGAUCCCUAUGAGAUCUCUGAGAAGUUAUGGGAAAGGCCGGUCGCAAUGGCAGCAUUACAAGCCUUGGAUACAAAUCUAUCGACAACAAAUAAGGGCGUAUACGACGCCCUGCUACUCAGUCGAGAAGCGAAGGCUACCGACGAAAGGGACCGCGUCUACGGGAUCCUUGGACUUCCUCAUCUCGCAAGACUUGUCAAGAUCCACCCCGACUAUAAUCUCACGGCAUCCCAAACCUUCAUCCUUUUCUCGGCACACCUCAUUUCGAGCGGAAAUCUGAAUGGUUUACGGCUGGUGAACAGUCCAAUUCCACCAAUAGGUACUAAAUACAUAAAAUCAACGCACUUCUCGCGGCCGCGCGUGCCUCGAUUGGUCCAUGGACACCGGACCAUUCACGCAGGCUGCGAGCAUGGCCUGCCCUCUUGGGUAAUCUGCUGGUCAUGCCCACGCAACCCUGCACAACCGUUCAACCACCGUUCCAGCUCUCUGCCUAAUUUUUCGUCGCUCCCGUCGCCGUCGCCCCCUCGAAUAGCUGAUGACCGAUUUCUCACGACAAAGGGGCUUAUAUUCGAAGACAUUACAAGCCUAAGCGCCUUCCAUGCGACAGAAUCUUCAAAAUCUUACCCAUUUUCCGCACAUGACCCGCCAUCUAGCCCUUACGGCUCGCGCGACUCGACUCGCUUAGCCUUUGCACGACUUCUCACUAACAAUGAUCCAUCAGGCCCAGACCCGGAACUGCUUCUCCUCCCACGGCUCUGGGAAACUGGAAUCAUGGGUGUCGAUGCCAAUGUGUUCGGAGUCAAGGACUUCUACUAUCGAAACCUGAGCUUGCGGCUUUGGGAUGCAUGGACCAUCGACGGCUUAAUUCGCGACAAGAAACAAAGCCAAUACAUGAACCGUGUCCGUGAGAGUGCAAGUACAGCUCCUAGGAUCGCACGUAUCACACCGAAACAUCGGGAAGCGCUGAACACAGCUAUGCGGAUGCUUGCGUGGCGGCGCCUAGUUACCACCCGCAGCGGCUACAUGGGUCUUGUACCUGCGGCGACGCAGCCUGGGGAUGUGGUAGCCGUUUUGGUCGGGUGUGACGCGCCACUGAUACUGAGGCCAGAGCUUACUGGGCAGUAUUCAGUUGUUGGUGAGGCCUUUAUGCAAUGGGUGACGGGAGGAGAAGUGCAGCAGCGGCUAGAGAAGGGGGCUUGUACGAUAGAGGACAUACGUAUUUGCUAGGAUAAGCUACCUAGUUUAAUAGGCUCGUGGCUUCAGUGUCCAAAAUACCUUAUUCUGGAUUUACAGGGGACUACUCAACCGACGGGUGCUUGAAUUCAACUGUUACCCCCACAGCUCCCCCAUUUCUUCAGUUACGUGUUACCUUAGGGGUAUGGCUUCGACAUGUGCAGACAAUCAGAUAGAUGCUGUGCGAAACAGUAGUGCUACCAUAGAGAAUGGUGUUAUAACGUCAUCUGCCCCUCCGCCGGAAACGUGCCCGGAGUUUCCUCCUAGUUUGGAUAAGGAGAUGGAAGUCAAUGUUUAAGGAGGGGAUGUAUUCGCCGUGGGUGCAAACUGGAGCUAUGAUAAUUCGGUCCACUAUCUCCAGAUGUGUCUAGGUAAUUAAUGUGGUUUGAAUCCGAGCUACAGAAUGUAGCUAUCAAUUGACGAGAAAUAUGAAGAGGAAAAGUUCUAUACGUGAUAUUGUUGCAAGAAAUAGCUAAACCGAAAAUGACAGUAAAAUAUCAUGUUCCAUUAAAUGCGGGGGCGGAGUUCGGAGUUGGUUGUGGGUAAUGAGAG